AUGGUUCUCAUCGGCAGGGAAUGCUUGCCAGCUCAUGAGCGCGCGUAUCAGCUGGAGAUGCUGCGUGCUAGUCUCCAGCGGAACAUCAUUGUAGUGAGGAACCAGACUCAGCUACUGACGCGAGGGCUUCAGAUGGAUACGGGGACAGGAAAAACGCUAGGCGGUUCUUCGGAUAAGGGAGGCACUGAAUAUGAUCCCAGAUAA
This is a messenger RNA of Penicillium malachiteum, 204 nucleotides long. RefSeq lists its product as uncharacterized. The transcript has 3 exons. The coding region runs from base 1 to 204 and encodes 67 amino acids. The record is from RefSeq and is a predicted model, not a curated record. Lineage: Eukaryota; Fungi; Ascomycota; Eurotiomycetes; Eurotiales; Aspergillaceae.